AUGUCGCCUUAUAGGCUGGUGUUUGGCAAAAUGUGCCACCUGCCCGUGGGUAUAGAGCACAAGGCAUACUGGGCAGUCAAGGAGAUGAGUAUGAAACCUUCGGCUUGUGAAGAGGAAAGGAAGUUACAGUUACAAGAGCUGAAGGAACUAAGGCUGGAGUCUUAUGAGUCUGCUAUGUGGUAUAAGGAAAGGAAAAAGUUAUGGCAUGACAAGAAUCUCCGAGUCAAGGAACUCCAUGUGGGACAGAAGGUGCUCCUUUUCCAAUCCCGGCUCAAGCUUAUGCCAGGAAAGUUGAAGUCUAAGUGGAUCGGUCCAUAUACCAUUGUCGGCCUCCGCGCGAAUGGAGCUGUAGAGAUCCAGGGAAGUGCCUCUAACUCUAUCCCUUUCCUUGUUAAUGGCCAUAGGGUAAAGGUCUAUAGGGAUAAUUCUGAGUUGUGUGUAGUGGAGGAAGUGUCACUACGCGCACUCCCUAUUAUCACCUAG
Messenger RNA from Salvia hispanica, 483 nucleotides. NCBI's taxonomy places the organism in Eukaryota, Viridiplantae, Streptophyta, Magnoliopsida, Lamiales, Lamiaceae. The record is from RefSeq and is a predicted model, not a curated record.